CUCGGGUUCAUUAAAACGGAGACACCUCAUUGGCCAAUCCUAACAGAGCAAUGCAGGGAUUGGUUAAGAAAACUUACACAAAUAUAUCAUUUGAGUCAUAAAUACUAUGUUAUCCAACAUAGUAAAGGGGGCAAAGUCUUCCUGUUUAUGAAUUACUGAACGGGAGCCAGCUCAGGUGGCAGCUUGUGUUUUUUUUUUUUUUUUAUCAAUUCAAGUUGUGAUCUAUAAAGGUGUGACUCGACUCUGGUGUUGUAAGUUUCAAACGUGCACGUGCUGAAAGGUCAGGAAGUCAACGUCACAGGAGUAUUGCUGUUACACAACGAGAUCUUUUAAAUGAAACGCACAUCCCUGUUUUUUUUACCACUCUGUGGAGAACAGGCAUCCAGGAGCACGUAGCUAUUUUACUCCAAGGUUUCUGGCGCUGACAGAGUGCUGUCACAUCUACAUCCUUUCUCUCUUUGCUUUCUAGACGGGUUGAUUUGUAGUUGUAGUGUGUUCGUAGGUAAGUCGCUGCGUCAAGAAUGGCAAAACACAACAUCGGUCUUCUGAUCGCCAUGGCGGCAGCACUGAUCAUCUUCAUCAUCACCAUGGCGUUCUCUGCUCUGGCAGCAGCAGGAAGCUCCCCAUUUUUGUACGACACCGGCAAUAUUUCCGCUCAGUUUGUCAUCCAGAUCACGCCAUCAGGUUGGACCUUCACCAUCUGGACCAUCAUUUACAUCUUUCUGGCUCUGGUGAUGGCGUACGCCAUUUCUGGUAUCUUCAGAAAGAAUGCUUACGGUUAUGUCUACUGCAGCCCUGCUGUUCUACCUUAUGGCUUUUAUGCGUUCUGGUGCUUGAAUCUGGUCCUAAACAUCUCGUGGUUGUUCCUGUGGGACAGAAUGUUCAUGCCUGCUGCUCUUGCUUUCCUCAUCCUAAUCGCACUGACGAACUAUGCUGUGAUAUUCUUCUCCUGCUACGGUCUGAGCCAAUAUGGAGCCUGGCUUAAUAAAUACCACAGAGUAGACCUGUGGCUCCACCGUGUGUUGAUUCAGAAUGGGAUUGCCAUAUAUGCCACAUGGACAACCAUAGCAUCUCUUGUUAACCUCACCAUCGUGCUAGUGUACGACGCCAACGUAUCCAAUACAGAUGGCGCCACCAUUUCCCUUUCCAUUUUGACUGUAGCGGUGGUUGCGUGGUUUGUCCUGGAAAACUUUGUCCUCGACAAACACGUGAGGUUCAUCCUCACCAUCUACCCGGUGGUGAUUUGGGCACUGACGGGCGUCUUCACGGAAAACUACAACGCUGCCGAUCCCACUCGCAAUAACAUCUUCAUUGCUGCACUGCUGGGCAUCGCAUGUUUCCUGUUUGUCGCACGGAUACUCCUGUUCACCUGGAGGCAAAUCAAAAUGCCGCUCUACAAAGACGUAAACCCUGAUGACAUGUCACCGAUGGAUAUUGCAGAGAAGCAGAAAAAGAUGUUUAGGUGAACGUCUUGGUUGUGAAUGUGUGUGAGAGGCCUUGAUUUUUAUCACAGAUGUAAUUUAUGACCCUGGUGAGAUAUUCCUGAACAUCCUUUCUAUAUGUCCUGAUAAGUUUAUAACAGGUUGUCCUGGAAAGACUGCUGACUCGUGAUAAAGCCUAUGAACGUACAUGAUAAACAGUUGUCGACAUGCUCCAAUGUCCCUGGAUGGACAAGACACGUGUGUGCCGUUUUUGUUUGUUUGUUUGUUUGUUUGUUUUUUUGUUUUUUAUAGAAAUGUUUUGCCUUUUAAACAUAUUAAAAGUUUCCAUGGUAUUGUUUGCUUUUUGUUAU
Messenger RNA from Fundulus heteroclitus (mummichog), 1792 nucleotides. RefSeq lists its product as uncharacterized. Lineage: Eukaryota; Metazoa; Chordata; Actinopteri; Cyprinodontiformes; Fundulidae. The transcript has 7 exons. The coding region runs from base 522 to 1466 and encodes 314 amino acids. The record is from RefSeq and is a predicted model, not a curated record.